Molecule: messenger RNA, 421 nt
Organism: Amoebophrya sp. A120
Lineage: Eukaryota; Dinophyceae; Syndiniales; Amoebophryaceae
Source: the annotation of a GenBank genome assembly
CUUCUUCUUCGAAAAAAAAUUAGAGCCACAGCAAUUUCAACGAAUUAUAGACACCAUUGAGCUCCUUGCGCCGAAAUCAAUGCGUUCUGCAGCUCCACCGUAGAUGUGGACGGGUCCUCUUGUUUCCUCACGCAUUCGGCGACCUCUCCGCGCUGGCGCCGGAAAUAAACCAGUAAAAGUCAUGGGUCCGGGCUGCCCUGUUCUGGCGCGGAUACCACUUUGCUUCCUGUUAACAGCGUCGCAGCAGCUCCUUCGGGGACUACAACAAAGCGGAGGUCUGGCGUUUCUCUUGCAGGGAGGAUCUAGUCGAAGGAGUUUGUUGCUACGCGACAUUGUUGCAGCAUACUUGGCCAUACCUACGUCCAGAUCAGAAUCGCGCACGAUUACUAUAAUUCGUUUAUAUGCUUUAGGGAAACACUAA